AAUGCCUUUAAAAGUGGCACCACUCUCCAGGUGAAAGAAACAAAAAAACAGACACCAUCGCCCGCCGCCCCCUAUAAACAGCUGUUUUAGUUCUAUAAACUCAAUCCGAAAUCACAUUGGUCAUAUAUACGUAACCGCUGCAUUUUUCACAAAUGGCACUUUCACAUGGCCGCAAAGAAGAAAUUCCCAAAGAUGCGGUUAUUAUUACUGAGGAACAAGCGCUAGCCUAUCAGUGGAAUGUUAUUUCUGGUUGGGAAAAUCGCUGGGACGUGUGGAGCUUGCGCUAUGGACCCGGCAUACUAGGCGCUUUGGCAGCGGCUACAGGCAUUUACGUAAACAAUCAUUAUCGUCGUAAAUUAAAACUAGGAAGUUAUGGCAAGGCAUCCACUUACCUACCAAUUGUCGUUAUACCUGCCAUGUUUUCCGUGUUAUCACACAAAUUUAUGGUGCAACGAUAUGUCAUAUUGCAACAAGGCAAUGAAUGUCCACUGUGCUUGCAAGUACGUGCUGGCACCUUACAGGGUGGCUUAGGCGUUUGUUAUCCAACAAUAUUGGCACCGUUCGCAGCCUUCAUGUUUGCCACACGCCAUUACACAUAUCGUUUGCCAUCCAUAACGAAGGAACCACUAGAGGUGUUUAAACUAUGGCGGGGCAUGACAAGACCUAUAUUACCAAUAUUGGGCGCCGCGUUAGCUGGACAAGCAGUUUGUGCUAUGUAUAUUACAUAUAAAGAACAAAUGCAGAAUUGGCGUUUACAGUUAAAAAUGCAGCAUUUAGAACAGUUGGCCGAAGAGAAGCACCAGGAGGAAAAAGCGUUGGAGGCAGCUAAGAAUUUUUAACUUAACUGCUUUGUUAGUGUUAUUUAUUUUUGCAUGUACGCAGCGUUGCUGUAUGUUAAGAAAAUAUAAAAUAUUUUUUAAAGCCAAAAUGCGACUACUUAUUUUGAAGACCGGUUACUAAAGAGUCUAAGUUUUAUGUUAAAACAAUUAACUACUUUAUGCUGCAUCAAAACAACAAUGUAUUUAUUUGUUAAAUCGUUAGUACAAAGGUAUACUGCGAUUUAAUAAUGACUUAGUAAUAUUUAUUAUACAGUUUUUAAAUUGUUUUACCACACAAAUAAGUUAAGUUAGAAUGUUAGACAAUAAAAAUUAACUUGCUACUUAAUAAUAACGUUAACAUAUGCAUUUUAUGUAUUAAAUAGUAUUUGGACGCGUGGCCACUCGUUUUAUAACUCAGACAAAUAUAAUUCAUAAUUCUUACAGAAAUAAAGUAUCGUUCAAUGUUAAAAUAAAGUUAUAUAUUUUCGUUUUUGCUUUUAGUAUUUUCGCCGGUUUUCUUAAACAUCGAUUAGGACUGCAACAAUUUUUUUUUAGUAUAUUCACAAUUGCAAUAAAAUUAAUUUAAAUACUUUUAAAUUCCAUAACUCAUCACUUUUCAAUUAGAUUCAAUUGGAUAAUGGGCUUAUAAAAACACAAACAAACAGUACAUAUGUAUUUCGAACUAUUUCAAACCACAUUUUUAAGGAAUGUACAGUUUUGUAUAUUCUGUUGCUAAUUUCAAAUGUCAAUUGCAACAUUUCAAUAUUAAUAAACUAUUAAUUGGGUAAUAUUAGCAUAACUAUUGAGAUUAUAUUUUAUUAUAUAUGUAUGUAGAGCAUAUUUUGAUAUUAGUUACUGUAAGGUGUAAAGGAAUGAGGGCUAUAUGUGUAUUUGUAAAACUGGUUUUUAUUAUGCAUUUAAAUUUUCAAUUUGAUAAUAUUCAGUUAGUUAUUAUAUGUGCAUAUGUUUACGAAGGAGGUAUGUAUAUUAUAUAAUAUACUAAAUAUAUAUGUAUAUA
Molecule: messenger RNA, 1836 nt
Organism: Zeugodacus cucurbitae (melon fly)
Lineage: Eukaryota; Metazoa; Arthropoda; Insecta; Diptera; Tephritidae
Exons: 1
Coding region: 153-839 (228 amino acids)
Biological process (GO): mitochondrial respiratory chain complex I assembly
Cellular component (GO): mitochondrion
Source: RefSeq, a predicted model, not a curated record